This is a messenger RNA of Gracilinanus agilis (Agile Gracile Mouse Opossum), 2588 nucleotides long. It is a transcript of the gene DPP3, whose product is annotated as dipeptidyl peptidase 3. Gene Ontology annotation, biological process: proteolysis. Lineage: Eukaryota; Metazoa; Chordata; Mammalia; Didelphimorphia; Didelphidae. Bases 1 to 2214 code for a protein of 737 amino acids. The record is from RefSeq and is a predicted model, not a curated record. Gene Ontology annotation, cellular component: cytoplasm. The transcript is spliced from 17 exons. Gene Ontology annotation, molecular function: dipeptidyl-peptidase activity; metalloexopeptidase activity.
AUGGCAGACCCCCAGUACAUCCUCCCCAACGAUAUCGGCGUGGCCAGCCUUGACUGCCGGGAGGCCUUUGGGCUGCUGUCACCUACUGAGCGGCUCUAUGCACACCACUUGUCCCGGGCCGCCUGGUACGGGGGGCUGGUUGUGUUGCUUCAGACUUCUCCAGAGGCCCCCCACAUCUAUGCUCUCCUCAGCCGCCUCUUCCGUGCCCAGGACCCUGAGCAGCUCAAAGAGUGUGCCCUCAAAGAGGGUCUCACAGAGGAGGAAUAUCAGGCUUUCCUGGUCUAUGCUGCUGGCAUCUAUGCCAACAUGGGCAACUACAAGUCUUUCGGAGACACCAAGUUUAUUCCCAAUUUGCCAAAGGAGAAGCUGGAACGGUUAGUGUUGGGGAGCCAGGCUGCCCAGGAGCACCCAGAAGAGAUUGGGGAGCUCUGGCAGGUCUGUGGGGACCUCAUGUUUUCUCUGGAGCCCCAGCAGCGCCACCUUGGCCUAGGAAAUGAGGGCACCACCACGUAUUUCUCUGAGAACUGUACCUUGGAAGAUGCCAAGCUGGCCCAGAACUUCUUGGAUUCCCAGAGUCUCAGCGCCUACAACACGAGGCUGUUCAAAGGCACAGACACAGAUGGGAAGCUUUGUUUCGAGGUGCGGCUGGCCUCCAUCCUCCGAGAAGAGGCUGCCCCAGACUCUGACAUGACGCCAAAGCUGAAGAACUAUGAAUUCGAGGGCUGCCGCUUCCAGGUGUCCCGGGGAGACUACUCCCCGCUGCUGCGGAAGGUGGUGGAGCACCUGGAGAAGGCCAAGGCCUUCGCAGCAAAUAGCUUCCAGGAGCAGAUGCUGGGCCAGUAUGUGGAGAGCUUCACGCAGGGCUCCAUCGAUGCCCACAAGAAGGGCUCCCGGUACUGGAUUCAGGACAAGGGCCCCAUCGUGGAGAGCUACAUCGGAUUCAUCGAGAGCUACCGAGACCCCUUUGGCUCCCGAGGAGAGUUUGAAGGGUUCGUAGCUGUGGUCAACAAGUCAAUGAGUGCCAAGUUCGAGCGCCUGGUGGAGAGUGCGGAGCAGCUGCUGAAGGAGCUGCCGUGGCCCCCCGCCUUCGAGAAGGACAAGUUCCUCACCCCUGACUUCACCUCCCUCGAUGUCCUCACCUUUGCUGGCUCUGGGAUCCCUGCUGGCAUCAACAUCCCCAACUAUGAUGACGUGCGGCAAAAGGACGGCUUUAAGAAUGUGUCUCUGGGCAACGUGCUGGCCGUGGCCUACGCCACCCAGCGGGAGAAGCUCACCUUCCUGGAGGAGGAGGACAAGGACCUCUACAUCCGCUGGAAAGGGCCAUCCUUUGAAGUCCAAGUGGGGCUGCACGAGCUGCUGGGUCACGGCAGUGGGAAGCUCUUUGUACAGGAUGACAAGGGAGCAUUCAACUUCGACCAAAAUUCUGUGAUCAACCCAGAGACAGGGGAGCAGAUCAGUAGCUGGUACCGGAGUGGAGAGACCUGGGACAGCAAGUUCAGCACCAUCGCGUCUAGCUACGAGGAGUGCCGGGCUGAGAGCGUGGGGCUCUAUCUCUGCCUCCACCCCCAAGUCCUGGAGAUCUUUGGACUGGGUGGGCCCGAGGCUGAGGACGUGGUGUAUGUGAACUGGCUGAACAUGGUGCGUGCAGGGCUGCUGGGCCUGGAGUUCUACACCCCCGAGACAGCCAGCUGGAGACAGGCACACAUGCAGGCUCGCUUUGUGAUCCUGAGGGUCCUGCUAGAAGCUGGGGAAGGCCUGGUCACAGUCGUCCCCACCACGGGCUCUGAUGGGCGCCCAGAUGCCCGGGUGCGCCUGGACCGACACAAGAUCCGCUCGGUGGGCAAGCCCGCCCUGGAGCAAUUCCUGCGGAGGCUCCAGGUGCUGAAGUCCACAGGAGAUGUGGCCGCCGGGCGGGCGCUAUACCAGGGCUACUCUGCAGUCACCGAUGCUGCUCCUGAGAACUUCCUUGCCCUCAGGGAGACGGUGCUGCUGCGAAAGGAGGCUCGCAAGCUUAUCGUACAGCCCAAUACCUGCCUGGAAGGUUCCCAGGUGCAGCUUCUAGAGUACGAGGCCUCGGCCGCCGGCCUCAUCCGCUCCUUCUCCGAACGCUUCCCUGAGGACGGGCCCAUGCUAGAGGAGGUUCUCAUUGGGCUGGCCAAAGCUGAUGCCCGCUUCUGGAGGGGCCCCAAAGAAACGCCACCUCUCAAGGCCUGAAGAAGAUCCCUGCCUCGAGCCCUUCCCUCUGUUGGGGUUUGGGGAGGGGUGAGCCAGGGCGGCCAUGGGCUGGGCCUCUUGCCCUGGAUGUCGUUUGAGCCUAGUGGUCAAGGUUGGGGGUGGCAGCAGUGCCUAGGACUGUGCUGCGGAGAGCUAACAGGCUCCUCCCUGGGAUGAUCAGCCAGAACGGCCCACAGUGAGGGCCGGGGCCCAGCCUGGCUCAGACUGAAGAACUGGGGGACGCUGGGCCAAAUCUGCCUCCGAGCCAGCUUCCUCUUGUCCCAGGGAUGGUUCCACCCCGCCUACCUUCCUACCUACCUCUCACAGGGUUGUUGUGAGGAACAUGGUUUGUGACCCCUAAAAAGCGAUGGAAA